Molecule: messenger RNA, 1747 nt
Organism: Girardinichthys multiradiatus
Lineage: Eukaryota; Metazoa; Chordata; Actinopteri; Cyprinodontiformes; Goodeidae
Exons: 5
Coding region: 709-1608 (299 amino acids)
Molecular function (GO): DNA-binding transcription factor activity
Source: RefSeq, a predicted model, not a curated record
UAUCAGACUACUUUGCUUGUUUCAUUAAAAUAUUGUGUGUUUAGUUUAUUGUUAAGCUGGUAAAAAUAAAAAGAAUAAAACAGCUUUUUUAAUUUUAAUAAAAGAGAAAAAAAAAUCGAAAUUGUGUGGCCCCCGACUACUUUCAGCUUGACAUUUGUGGCUCACAUGGCAAAAAAGUUUGGACACCACUGUGCUGGUUGUGGCUCUGGUUGGGUUGCCGGUUCGAACACCCGCUCUGUCCGUUUCAGCCGCUGUGUCCAUGGCAGCUUUCUGGGCGGUCGUUGUGGGGUCCACUCGUCGUGUGUGGGCUCGCCUGUGUAUGGCAGUCUCACUUCUGUCAGUGUGCCCUAGGGCAGCUGUGGCUACAUCGUACCGUAAAGCGCUUUGGGAUCUCUGAGAUUUGAUGAAGCGCUAUACAAGUUUACCUUUUACUACUGUGCUUAAUAACCCCUGAACCUCCCGGCUGUAGAGGGCGACAAGCUGCCCAUCCUACCACAGACACAUCCGGAGCGUUUUCUCUCCUAACACGGCACGGUUUUGUUUAGGUUCCAGCACGGAUCCAUUUUCACAUUUCCAGGGUUUGGAGUCAGAUUAGAUCAGCGGGACGGAUGGUCCGCAGUUAUUGGUCCUCCUGUUAUCUGUGGGCGGUCUGAGGCGAUCUGCGGUGACGUAACCUCGCUGUGCGGAUUUAACGCCCAGAUGUGAAAUAUGACGAUCCAGCUUGAAAGCUCCGCAGAUGUGGAUGCUUUGGUUAGAAGACUAGAGGAGGGGUCGCUGACUAAGUUUGUCACUUUUUCUGUGGACCGACAUUACAAUGACAAAGAUUGGCAGCCUUUGCCUAUGAACCGGGUGCACUGGCAGUGGGCCGGCGGCUCUGGGAUGCCUUCUAUUGAAUUUACCGGAAUCCCUUUUAUGUUUGUGGGGUCUAAAAGGCUUGUCUGCCAUCAAGGCAAAGAUCUCGCUGUGGCCCAGAAGAGGAAGUAUUUCGAAGAAAAGGCUAGAAAGAUGCUGGAGGACCACAGCCUUGCCUGCAAAAAAUCCCGUCAGCCAUCUACCAAAAAGGUGGGAUGUUCAGCGACCAUAUCAGUCAGCAAGAUAGCGACAUUUUCUAAAUUUAAGGUGGUGGACAACGCAGAAAGGAGUAAAAAGGCAGCUUCAAAGAUGCUGAGAAUGGCCCUGGAGAGAGAUCCGGUGGUUUGGGAAACACGCUUUGCUGUGGCACAUUCAAGUGAGCAUGCAGGACAUGCAGAUGGGAAAAAUGCAGAUAUGACCUUAGCAUCUGGCCAGAUCCCACACAAACGAACAAGGAAGUUAGAUCUGAGAAGAAAAUGUGUCAAACUCACCAAACAACUUAUGGACAGCUUAAAUGCGAUUGAGGACCAUCGAACACUUGAGGAGGUUUCACAGAUUCUAAGCACCCUGCUGAAAGAUCUAGCUCAUCUGAACAGCAAUGUGGAGGGAAAGCCUCUUCAUCUUGAAGCAAAGAAAACCGGAGUUUUCUCAGAACUUCCAACUCCACUAUCGCAGAGGGGUCUUGAGGGGCCUGAAUCUGUACACACAGAGAAAGUGGGAGCUCAGGAUGACUGCAUGCAUGGACUCACAAGUUAAACAUCUGCAGUUAACAGUUCCACACUACUUUUUGUUGCAUUAUAGUUCUAUUAGCACAGAGUUGACAGACAAGCAUUAUCCAUUUUGAAAAUAUUGAUCAUUAUUUGUUUAUGAAAAGUAAAAGCAGUUAGAUAAUUUA